GCCAAAUAUAUAACUGGCAGGGUGCUUGUGUUACACUCCAGACUUGUUGCACCUCUAGGUCCCGGUGAUGGCAUCCCAUUUCCCUACUCAUGUUACAUCUAUGACUGUAGUUAUCUGAGGGGCCCUCCAGGGUACAGCAUGUGCUUUGAGAAUCUACAACAUCCCCCUUCAGAAAAGCCUAUGUUGCUCUUGGAUAGGACAUGAUUGCCACACCAGCGUGUUGGCUCGCCACCUAUAACGCGUGCUUGUCAGUGUGACAGACUAACUUUUUGAAAUGUGUGUCAGAGUGUCUCUGAGUGUCUUGUCUGUCUUCUUUACUGCUGCCUGAAUGCCUGUAGAUGUGUCUGUCUCGCUGUGUGUUUUCGUCUGUGUCUCGGUCUGCGUUUGCGUGUUGUUGUCUGUGCUCCCUGGUCUGAUCUCACCCGUGUCUGACAGCCCAUGUCCUGUACUCACGCAGCAUAAGCUGAAGUCUUCGCAGAGGGACAAGGUACGGCAGUUCAUGUCCUUCACACAAGCUGGGGAAAAGACAGCUGUGUACUGCCUCACGCAGAAUGACUGGAAACUAGAGGUUGCUACCGACAACUAUUUUCAGAAUCCAGAUCUCUACUGUAAGGAAUCCAUGAAAACAUCAGUAGACCGGAAAAAGCUGGAGCAGCUCUACAAUCGCUACAAAGAUCCUCAAGAUGAGAAUAAGAUUGGUAUUGACGGGAUCCAGCAGUUUUGUGACGACCUCUCGCUGGAUCCAGCCAGCAUCACAGUGCUGGUCGUCGCGUGGAAGUUUCGCGCUGCCACUCAGUGCGAGUUCACCAAGAAGGAGUUUAUGGAUGGAAUGACGGAGCUCGGGUGUGACAGCCCAGAGAAACUGAAGGCCCUUUUGCCAAGAUUAGAGCAGGAGCUCAAAGAUAGUGGGAAGUUCAAGGACUUCUACCAGUUCACCUUUAACUUUGCCAAAAAUCCUGGACAGAAAGGUCUAGACUUGGAGAUGGCUGUAGCCUACUGGAACCUAGUUCUCUCAGGACGUUUUAAGUUCCUUGAUCUUUGGAAUAGAUUCCUUUUGGAACACCAUAAACGAUCCAUCCCAAAGGACACAUGGAACCUAUUGUUGGACUUCGGUAACAUGAUUGCAGAUGAUAUGUCAAACUAUGAUGAGGAAGGUGCAUGGCCAGUCCUUAUAGAUGAUUUUGUGGAAUUUGCUCGACCAAUUGUAACGGGAUCCAAACGUAAGACUCUCUAAAUCCAAUCCCAACUCUGGAAAACCAGAACGUUGUUUCUUUUACAGUGACUUCAUAGUUUUUUUAAGACUUGUACAAAAAAAAGUGAAAAUUGUAGACUUCAGAGAGAAAACAGAAGCACUUGAAACUGUCAGGAAACCACCUUUCAGGGAGCUGAAUACUAACUAUGAGAACAACUGGCCACAUUUUUGUCCUCGUCCUGCGACUGAGGCAUCAUAUGGACAUUGCCAGAUUCACCUCCGUCUCUCCUGCUGGAUUCUCAGUGUCCUGGACGCCCCUCUGCUCUGCUCCAGGAGGAGCUGCACCUGUCAGGCCACAGCCCUGUAAGUGGGAAUGGACAUAGCACUGGGAGGAGGUUCACCGGCUGUGUGUAUUCUGAAGAGACUGAAGAGGAGAAAACUGUGUGUUUUAAAGAUUCUUCCUAGUGAGCUGUGUUUUGUUAUAUGAAGCUCUGAUUGACUGUGCAAGUUCCCAUGUCUUACUCUCACUUUGGGACAGCGUGCUUACUACACCAGCACCAACAGAACUGUUGCAGUUUUUACUGUACAUACUGUAUCUAUUGGGACAGUUUACAAAGAGAGCUAUAUGAAGAAUAAUAUAAAUAUGUUCAAUUUAUAAAUGCUAAAGAUGGUUCUUUUAUGUACAGUAAAUACUAAGCUCUAACAGGAUGCCUCAGUAUCGUGGAUGAUAUGCUGUUGGUUUGAUUAUUAGGUGGAUAUGUCAAGUCAUGGAAUUGUGAGCUUCUCAUUGAAAGCAUGUUCAACACAUUUUACGUCUCCUCGGGCUGGUUUCACAAAUACAUUUUCACUAAGUGAAAAGUAGUGCUUUAAUUAAGAUAAUUGGCAAUGGUUUAUGGUAUUCAUUUGUCAAGUUAAUCUCAGUUGGGAGCGGAUCUUAAAUCCUAAAUGUACGUCGGUCCAAUCCACAAGAGCAACAUAUUGAAUUUUUUUUAAAACUUUUUUUGUUGUUUUUUUUUCAGGUAAUCCCUCUGAGAUAACAAUGAUCCUAAAGCAACUAUUUAGCAGCAUUGGCGUGACAUUAAAAAAGUUAAGAAGUUCACAGACCCUUAGGAUUGCAUGGCACAUAUCUGUAUGUUAUGGCAGUGCAAAGCCUUUAGUUCAGACACCAGGACACUAAAGAGGGCAACAAACAGGACAACAAAGUACGCCUUAAGAAUAAUUAUCUCUGUUCAAUAUUUAUGUUUCUGUUCAAGCCCAUCUGUCCAGUGUUACAGAAGGUAGUGAAAAUUAGAAUAUAUUGUUGAUACAUCAUGUAAGUAGCCUAAGUAUAUUGUUCAUUUAAGAAAGAUGAAUAAAGCAUGAGUUUUUCCAGAA
Molecule: messenger RNA, 2566 nt
Organism: Acanthopagrus latus (yellowfin seabream)
Lineage: Eukaryota; Metazoa; Chordata; Actinopteri; Spariformes; Sparidae
Gene: dcun1d2a
Product: DCN1, defective in cullin neddylation 1, domain containing 2a
Exons: 6
Coding region: 329-1234 (301 amino acids)
Biological process (GO): protein neddylation; positive regulation of ubiquitin-protein transferase activity
Cellular component (GO): ubiquitin ligase complex
Molecular function (GO): ubiquitin conjugating enzyme binding; cullin family protein binding; ubiquitin-like protein binding
Source: RefSeq, a predicted model, not a curated record